CAAAAACCAUAGAAGUGGAGCAUUUGGUUUUCACCCAAAACCAUAUUAUAAGAUGAUUUUAAUACAAUUAUAGUAUUUGCUGUAUGUUGAAAAAUAAACCCAGAAAAAAAAGAAACAUGUGUUGACCGUAUCAGUUUUAUUUGUUUAAUAAAUAAAAAUUACAUUCUUUGGAGGAAGAAGAAGAUAUAGAAUUUUGUUGCUCUUUUCUACUUUUCGAUUCUCUCGAUCGAGAGAGAAAGACAGGGAGGCACGGUAACACAGGUGGGUGCUUUUUAAGAUAAUCUUCCAACCGACAGCUUCGUGUGUUUCAGAUGGCAUUCAUGCUUAUAUGACUAAAUGAGAUUCUGGGGAUUAAGUUUAAGUUGGAAGGCUGUUAUUAUAGUUCCUAAUGGGGAUAAGGUACUUGCCGGUCUCGGUAGCAUCAACAGCUUUGAGCUUUAUUGGCCUUCAAGUCUGGACAGAGUUGUCUCUCGAUAGACUUAGAUCAGAUGGGCUCAUUGCCAACAACAUCUCUUUAGGAGACCCCGAGCAUGCCCUUGACCUGCUUCUGGGCUCUUAUUUCACUAUUGCCCUGCUGGCAAAUUUUGUGCUCAAUGUGUAUAUUCUUCUGGUACUUUCUCUCAAGACUCUAUUUUUUGGAGAUUUGUAUGACGUUGAAACUAAAAAGUUAGUGGAGCGACUUGCCAAUUAUAUCAUUUACAAGGGUACAUUUCUACCACUGGUUAUUCCCCCGACCAUAUUUCAGGGUGUACUGUGGACAGUUUGGUUGACUGUUCUAUGUACUUUAAAGAUGUUUCAAGCUUUGGCUAGAGACCGGCUUGAACGAUUGAAUGCAUCUCCUUCUUCUACACCUUGGACAUACUUUCGUGUGUAUUCAGUGCUGUUCGUGGUCCUCUCUGUUGAUAUGUUGUGGAUAAAACUUUCCCUUAUGACAUACAAUACAAUUGGUUCCUCUGUGUAUCUGCUGUUACUUUUUGAGCCAUGCAGUAUAGCUUUUGAGACCUUGCAGGCGCUGUUAAUUCAUGGGUUUCAGCUACUAGAUAUGUGGAUUAACCACUUAGCAGUCAAGAACUCCGACUGCCAAAGAUCUAAAUUUCUCGAUUCCAUGACAGCAGGCUCACUCUUGGAAUGGAAGGGCCUCCUCAACCGUAACCUUGGUUUCUUCCUGGACAUGGCUACUUUAAUAAUGGCACUAGGUCAUUAUUUGCACAUUUGGUGGCUGCAUGGCAUUGCUUUUCAUCUGGUGGACGCAGUUUUGUUUCUCAACAUACGUGCAUUGUUAAGUGCAAUUUUGAAACGAAUAAAAGGAUACAUUAAACUAAGAAUAGCUCUGGGUGCUCUCCAUGCAGCCCUUCCUGAUGCAACUUCUGAAGAGUUAAGGGCAUAUGAUGAUGAAUGUGCCAUAUGUCGGGAACCUAUGGCUAAGGCCAAAAGACUUCACUGCAACCACCUUUUCCAUCUUGGAUGCUUGCGAUCCUGGUUGGAUCAAGGUCUAAAUGAGGUUUAUUCCUGUCCUACAUGUCGUAAGCCUCUUUUUGUUGGUCGAACUGAAAGUGAGGUGAACCCUCGCACAGAGGAAGUCUCAAGCGAUGAACAGUUAGCCCGUCAGCUUGAAAGACAAAAUAAUCCCGUGCAUGCACUAGCCACUGGAUUAUUUCCUACCGAGAUGCCAAAUUCUGUCGAAAAUGAUACUUCGAGGUUCAGUUCAUUCUUCAUUCUUGCUUUUCUUAUCAACAACACCAAAGUAACAAUUUGUUUAGAACUUAAUGAUUCUUGUUCAGUGACUCCCUUGAUCUUGGUGCUGUUAAGCCCGGGAAUGCAUUCCUGUGGACAUUUUUGGACAGGUGGUCUGCAUCUGAGAACUGUAUCAAGCACGACAAAUGAAAGCUUGGCAAAUAUACUAGCUAUGGCUGAGACAGUGAGGGAAGUCAUGCCACACAUGCCCGAUGAAAUUAUUUUCCAGGACCUGCAGAGAACAAACUCUGUUGCUGUUACAGUGAACAAUCUUCUCCAGAUGUGACAAUAGUUUGUGUAAAAUAUACUUAAGCAUUUGCAGCACUUCCAUUUCAACCUUAGGUAUAGAUUAAUGAUGAGGGACAACAUCCUUGUCCUUAAGUCUUAGACACCACCCAACAUUCCAAGCUUCACCUGCUGUAAAUACAAGGCAAUGUGCAUCACUCUUUUGCUAUAGAGAAGAAGAAGAGGCUCUAGUCUAUAGCUUAUUGAUCUCUUGCGAAAAAUAAGUUCGGAUAUUUACAUAAGGUGAUGACGCCCUGGGGGUCUGGUGAUUUCUUGUCGCAGUCUGGCCUCGGCUCCAAUCUAGGGGGAGAGUAACCACUCUUUGCAGCUGCUGCUACCUCUACUGUAUAAGAAUGUGUAAUUUACAAUAAAUGAAGUAAAUUAAAGAAUCUACUGUUAUUGAUCCAAUAGUCUGUAAUAUAGUAUAUAUCAUCAAAUCUUUUUCUUCUGAAAAA
Molecule: messenger RNA, 2474 nt
Organism: Camelina sativa (false flax)
Lineage: Eukaryota; Viridiplantae; Streptophyta; Magnoliopsida; Brassicales; Brassicaceae
Source: RefSeq, a predicted model, not a curated record